Ictidomys tridecemlineatus (thirteen-lined ground squirrel) is the source of this 626-nucleotide messenger RNA. RefSeq names its product ATP synthase membrane subunit c locus 2 (gene Atp5mc2). The record is from RefSeq and is a predicted model, not a curated record. Lineage: Eukaryota; Metazoa; Chordata; Mammalia; Rodentia; Sciuridae. Gene Ontology annotation, molecular function: proton transmembrane transporter activity. Gene Ontology annotation, biological process: proton motive force-driven ATP synthesis; proton transmembrane transport.
CUUGAGCCACAUCCCCAGCCCUCUUUCUUGCCACGGCCCCUCACCCCCUGAAAAUGUAUGCCUGCUCCAGGUUCCUCUCCACCCACUCCUUGGUCAGGAGCACCUCUCAUCUGCUGAGCCGACCACUGUCUGCAGUGGUUCUGAACCGACCAGAGACACUGACAUAUGAGAGCUUCAGCAGCUUGGCAGUCCCAUUUCCCCUGACCUCACUUAUCCCUUCCCUUCGCUUCCAAACCAGCACCAUUUCAAGGGACAUUGACACAGCAGCCAAGUUCAUUGGGGCUGGGUCUGCCACAGUUGGGGUGGCUGGCUCUGGGGCUGGGAUUGGGACUGUAUUUGGAAGCCUUAUCAUUGGUUAUGCCAGGAACCCUUCUCUGAAGCAACAGCUCUUCUCCUACGCUAUUUUGGGCUUUGCCUUCUCAGAGGCCAUGGGGCUCUUUUGCCUGAUGGUGGCCUUUCUCAUCCUCUUCGCCAUGUGAAGGAGCAGUCUCCGCCUCGAAUUCUUUCUCCCAUGUCUUGUCUGCCCUGUAUGUCCCUUUUCCUAUACUUCCUCAGGCAAUCUGGGGAAAGUGGUUGGCUCAGGGUUUGACAGAGGGAAGACAAAUAAAUACUGUAUUAAUAAGAUG